CAUACACAGGGGUUUGGUGAAUGGUGCCGACCGCGGCCAUCGCAGUUGGAGGCUAUUUGGGGGGGGAGGGUGAGUAGCGUCCAUGGAGUUACUUUGCGCCCACUCCUAGGUGGCAAGGGCUUGGGUCCCGUGGGCUGAACCGUCCCCGGCAGGGGUGCGGGAGCGGGGACGCCGCGACCCCGGAUGGAUGCGCGCCCCCCGCCCGUCCGCACCGGCCCCAGGAGCUCCGGAUUUCGGGAGCAUCCUUCCCGCGCCGGCCCCUGCCGCGGCGCGUAGCCGAGGGCAGCGCCCCUCGGAAGGGCACCACGGAGCAAGGCUUGGCCGAAGAGCCAACCCCCUUCUCUGAAGAAGGGGUCAGAAGGACCCUGCAGUUGCCAGUGGGCAGCCAUCUGUGGGAGCAAGCGGACUGAGCUCUGCCCUCUCUGAGGUGGAGAGUAGGGUGAGAGGUGCCGAAGGACAAAGUAGACAAAGCCCCUUUCACUCUCCCAGGAUCCCCUUGAUGGAAGAGAAGAGGCGAAAAUACUCCAUCAGCAGCGACAACUCUGACACCACUGACAGUCACACUACAUCCGCCUCAAGAUGCUCCAAACUGCCCAGCAGCACCAAGCCGGGCUGGUCCCGGCAGAACGAGAAGAAGCCCUCGGAGGUUUUCCGGACAGACUUGAUCACAGCCAUGAAGAUCCCAGACUCACACCAGCUCAGCCCGGAUGACUACUACAUCCUGGCUGACCCGUGGCGACAGGAGUGGGAGAAAGGUGUGCAGGUACCCGCCGGGGCAGAGGCCAUCCCGGAGCCCGUGGUGAGGAUCCUCCCACCUCUGGAAGGCCCCCCUAACCAGGUGUCCCCCAGCAACUCCGAACUUGGCGAGGGCUCCCAGCCUGAUUGGCCAGGGGGCAGCCGCUAUGACCUGGACGAGAUUGACGCCUACUGGCUGGAGCUCAUCAACUCGGAGCUCAAGGAGAUGGACAGGCCAGAGCUGGACGAGCUCACGCUGGAGCGCGUGCUGGAGGAGAUGGAGACGCUGUGCCACCAGAACAUGGCGAGGGCCAUCGAGACACAGGAGGGGCUGGGCAUCGAGUAUGACGAGGACGUCGUCUGUGACGUGUGUCGCUCUCCUGAGGGCGAAGACGGCAACGAGAUGGUGUUCUGUGACAAGUGCAACGUCUGUGUGCACCAGGCCUGCUACGGGAUCCUCAAGGUGCCCACAGGCAGCUGGCUGUGCCGGACGUGUGCCCUGGGUGUCCAGCCAAAGUGCCUGCUCUGCCCCAAGCGAGGAGGAGCCUUGAAGCCCACCAGAAGUGGGACCAAGUGGGUGCACGUCAGCUGUGCCCUGUGGAUUCCUGAGGUGAGCAUCGGCUGCCCCGAGAAGAUGGAGCCCAUCACCAAGAUCUCGCACAUCCCCGCCAGCCGCUGGGCCCUGUCCUGCAGCCUGUGCAAGGAGUGCACAGGCACCUGCAUCCAGUGUUCCAUGCCUUCCUGUAUCACAGCAUUUCAUGUCACAUGCGCCUUUGACCACGGCCUAGAAAUGCGGACUAUAUUAGCAGACAAUGAUGAGGUCAAGUUCAAGUCAUUCUGCCAGGAGCACAGUGAUGGGGGCCCAAGGGUUGAGCCCACAUCCGAGCCAGUGGAGCCCAGCCCAGCUGCUGAGGACUUGGAGAAGGUGACCCUCCGCAAGCAGCGGCUACAGCAGCUGGAGGAAGACUUCUACGAGCUGGUGGAGCCGGCCGAGGUGGCCGAGCGCCUGGACUUGGCCGAGGCGCUGGUCGACUUCAUCUAUCAGUACUGGAAGCUGAAGAGGAAAGCCAACGCCAACCAGCCGCUGCUGACCCCCAAGACCGACGAGGUGGACAACCUGGCGCAGCAGGAGCAGGACGUCCUCUACCGCCGCCUGAAGCUCUUCACCCACCUACGGCAGGACUUGGAGAGGGUUAGAAAUCUGUGCUACAUGGUGACAAGGCGCGAGAGAACGAAACACACCAUCUGCAAACUCCAGGAGCAGAUAUUCCACCUGCAGAUGAAACUUAUUGAACAGGAUCUGUGUCGAGAGCGGUCUGGGAGGAGAACAAAGGGCAAGAAGAGCGACUCGAAAAGGAAAGGCCAUGAGGGCCCAAAGGGCAGCCCCGAGAAGAAAGAGAAGAUGAAGGCAGGGCCUGACUCCGUCCUGGGGCAGCUGGGCCUGUCCACCUCCUUCCCCAUCGAUGGCACCUUCUUCAACAGCUGGCUGGCGCAGUCGGUGCAGAUCACAGCGGAGAACAUGGCCAUGAGCGAGUGGUCCCUGAAUAACGGGCACCGGGAGGACCCCGCUCCGGGGCUGCUGUCAGAGGAGCUGCUGCAAGACGAGGAGACGCUGCUGAGCUUCAUGCGGGACCCCUCGCUGCGGCCCGGCGACCCUGCCAGGAAGGCCCGCGGCCGCGCCACCCGCCUGCCUGCCAAGAAGAAACCGCCACAGGACGGGCUUGGUUCACGGACGACUCCAGACAAACCCCCCAAGAAGCCCUGGGGCCAGGAUGCGGGGGGUCAAGGUCAAGGACCACUUGCCAGGAAACCACCACGGCGAAUGCCUUCUCACCUGCCAUCCAGUCCUACAGCUGGGGACUGUCCCGUCCCAGCAGCCCCCAAGAGCCCACCGCUGCUGGCCCCUGACACCCCCGACGAAGCAGCCCCUACGGCUGCCGACUCGAAUGUCCAAGUGCCUGGCCCGACGGCGAGCCCCAAGCCCUCUGGCCGGCUGCGGCCGUCCCGAGAGAGCAAGGGAACCCGGAGAUCGUCAGGCGCCAGGCCUGAUGCUGGGACAGGACCGCCCUCUACUGCGGCUGAGAGGCCAAAGGUCAGCCUGCGCUUUGACGCUGAGACAGACGGCUUCUUCUCUGACGGGGAGAUGAGCGGCUCUGACACGGAGGCCCAGGACAGCGGGGUGCAGCGGGGUCCCCAGGAAGCAGGGGCUGAGGAGGUGGUCCGCAUGGGAGUUUUGGCCUCCUAAGUCCUCCCUGCCCCAUCUCAGGCCCUGCCCUGGUCCCCCGAGGAGGCCUCAGCCCAGACACAACUGCCAUUUCCAACCUGCUGAGUGUCCCAGACCCUCGAAGCUGCCACUCUGUGGCGGUUUUAUUUUUAAUAUAGAGAGAGUUUCGAAUCCCACACCGUUGUCUUUCCUCUGUGCUGGCUGAGGACCUUAGGACUCCUUCCGUGGCUCCAGCUGCAAGGGCUGGGCCAGGUCCCGGCAGCGCCCCUGCUGCCGCUGUGGCAUCCCCACCUGGCCCUUGUGGCCCUGCCAGGCUCCCGGCUAGAUGCAGGCAAGGUGAAGGAAGCGCAGGACGCCAGCCCACCGCCACUGGGUAACACAGACUGUCGUUUGGGCAUUAUUUCAUGGCAGAUGGGCCAGGCCAGGGCCUGCCCACCUUGCCCUCGAAUCCUACUGGAGUCCAUUUGGGGGGUCCUGCUGCAUUCCACUGACCCCCAAGGAAGUGUACAUGUAAGCGGCACCCAGCAGAGUCUACUCACUGUCACAAGCACAACGAGCUUAUACGAGAAAGCACUGAGGGCGCAGAGGGCCCCGCCGGUUCCAGGGGAACCACAGCCGUUCCUGUCGACCCACGUCUAAGGCCUGCCCGCCCACCCCGCGACCCUCCACUCCCUUGCUGCUCUGCCCCUGCCAGCGCCCAGCCCUGCAGCUCUGGGAAGGGGUUUCCAGAAUCCUUCCCUCGCUGUGCCACUUACUCAGGGGACUCCCAAGCAGCCAGCCGCCAGUGCCAGUGGAGGGCUGCCAGGGAGGGCCAGGGCCCAGACCAGAGCAUGGGCUCCGACUCGCCCGCUGCAGAGGGUCGCUCUGGGGCUCUGACUUCCUUCCUUCCUUCCUUAGCGGCCAGUCCCGGCUGAAGUCUGGUCACUCCCAGACAGCUGCCCAGACCAGACCGAUUGCCUUUUCAAGUUUCCCAGUCCGGCUAUGAGAUGAGCUGCUUCCUUGGUUUCCUUUUGGGAACUCCUCCUUCCAACUAGCAGUGGGAUCCCGGGGCCCAGGUAGCCAUGUUGGCUGCUGGGGCGGUUGAGUCUUGCUGGAGGCUCCUGGUUCCUCUCCCUCUGAGCCUUAACCCCCUUUCCCAGCUGUGCCCUCCCCACCACCCACCUGCCUUUCCUACUCACCACCACCGCACCCCCCCCCCCACCCCGCCUUCCCCCAGCCUCCCAGCCCCAGGUCCCAGGUAGCCGCUCUGAAGAGGUUUAGUGGAGUGGCCCCAGGGUGAUAGCUCAGGGAACAAACAAAAAAGGAAUUCAGUGAAAACGUCUUUUUUUUCUUUUGUGAAUUACUCCUGGGUCACUUCCGCCACUGGUCAUACGCCAGAAAUUCUCCAACAAGAACCUUGCAAAAGUCCAGUGAAUCAGUCGAAUCAUUCUGUGGAUGCCAAAGAAUAUUUUGACCAUAAUACAGCACAGCCUGGACCUAACAACUUGUCACUUGGACUUUUUUUUUAAUGGAGUUCUUUAGCAACCAAGUACAGAACCACGUUCGCUGCGCACACUGAGGAGAUGAGCCCGAGCUCUUGGAAGAGCAUGCGGUUCUGCCGCUUGACCGUGGGAACCGGGAACCGGGUGCUGAGUUCCAGGUCCCGGACCGGGCCCACCACGAGCUUUCCAAAACUCAGACUCACGGGGGGUAGGAACACUGGCGGCGAAACCAGCAUGGCCAGGGUCUUGGCCACGAGGUUCCCCUUGCAGACACACUCACCCCCGACUUCAAAACUAUCAAGGUACGACAGUGGCGUUGUCAUCGAUACUCAAUUUCAUGUGAAUUUUAGCAAAAUAGGAAACAAAGAUAAGGACUAAGUUCAGGGGAUCGGACAGAUGUGUCCGACGGGAGUGGACCCGGUGGGCUGCAAGCAUUCCGGGCGCUGGGAUGGCCUGAGCCGCCAGGUGGAGCCAAGCCUGCCUGCCGCCUCGUAGUUGCAGCCAGUGCCUCUGCAGCAUCAGCAGCAGCGUCCAACCCCGUUCUCUGUUUACUGCCUUUGAACAGACCUCCUUCCUCCCCGUGCUUCGGGGCACAGCCUUGUCUGUGCUGGAUGCCCAGCCUGACCUCGCAGGGAGAAAAGGGAAGAGCUUAAAGAACAACCAAACUCCCUGGGGCAUGAGGGUGGCAGGGCCAGGGAUGGCUUGGGUCCAACAGACUCAGCACGUCCCCUCCCCCCAACCCCUUCCUCCACCCAGAGGCACAGUCUGGGCUCCCUGGGGUGGGAGAGACCAGGGCGGGGGUACGGUGGGCCUGGUGUAGGCAGGGCAGCCAGCCCUCUCCAGGGGCCUCUGCUCGAGUUGGCCUCUGGAUUCUGACCCUCUAAUCUGGGCUCUCGCUCUGUUUGCACCAGGUUGUCCCUGGGACAGGCCCUAACCCUGCCUCAGCAGGCGCCUGUCCACCUGUAGGGUGUCCACCAGGCUGCCAGGAGGACAGGACGCUGGUUUGCACUCCCUUCCACCAUCAGCCACGGCCCCUCACUCUUUUUCUGGCCCGCUGCCCACUGUGUUCACGGCUCUGCCGCCCCCAAGGUAAAGGCGGGAAGGAGACAGGAGAGGCUUUUCCAGGCCAGAGGCUGGGGCAGACCUCGCACUUGACCACACCAGCCCUCAGGGAGGGUGAAGCUGCUCUGUGACUCGUUCUGGCUGUCAUCCCCAUUUUCCCGACCCCAGCUGCCCACCACCACCUUCACCCCCAUCACAGUGAGAAAGGAUAAUGUGCAAGGAAAGUAUUUUUGUGGAUCAUAGAUGUAUUUUACAACAAGUAAGGAGAAGAGAGGUAGAAGGGUUUAUUUUAUUAAAUGAGCUCUGACCUGGUGACGGUGUGUGAGCAUCUGUGAGGGGCUUGGUUUCCUUGGAAAAGCCACCCCGGUUCCCAGACGUGGGGCUGGACUGUGGAUGCGUGUGUGCAUGCCAGGGCACGUCUCGUGUGUCCAGUGUACGUGUGUCACUGUGCCAUGGGUGAGCACACUAUGGGACUCACUGGGGCAAUUCCUAGAGAAUCAACUGCUUGACUCGGGCACCAGCAGCGGCCAGACUUGGCAUUGCCGUGCCCGCUGCCGGGGUGGCCAACCUCUGCCUGGGCCCAGCUCUGCAGAACGGCCUGGCUGCCUGCAGCAGGGCCCCUGGGGAGGCGACUUCCCACGCCCCUGGCCCAUCUGGCCACAUUGGCCAAAGAGCCGGGGCUGGAGUCUGGGACUCUGGGUUGUUCUUUAGGGCACUUCCUGCCCCCUUGUCCCUCAGAUGCGCAGCACUGUGCUCCACGUCAGCUUGGGGUGGGGGGCGAUAUGAAUGUCACAGGAGGGGACUCCUGUCUUUGUUUCAAAGAAAGUGAUGUGCCAUUUGUUAAUAUACAAGAGAAAUAUUGAAAAUAUAUUGAAAAGAGCAAUUUUAAAUUAUUUUUGGCUUAUGUUGCAAUAUUUAUUUUCUUGUAUUAGAAAAGAUUCCUUUGUAGAGAAAAAAUGUAUUUUUCAUUAAUGCAAAGACCUAUUUCUCCUUUUUGUACAUUGUCCGUGUUCGCUCCCCCUAACAAGCAAUAGAAUGUAUGGCCGCCCCGGGGUGGCCGGCGCCUGCCGUGCCCUGCAUGACUCCGUGUUGCCGCUGCUACGUAGCUUUCAGCCCCAUCCUGUCCUGCUCACUCACUGGGGUUUCCUGACCCGGCGCCUGCCAGGGCCUGUGUCUCGGGGAGCCCUUUGCACUCCUAAUGUGUUGGCAAACGCAGUUAAUAAAGCAAUGUUUUCUGUG
Molecule: messenger RNA, 6741 nt
Organism: Phyllostomus hastatus (greater spear-nosed bat)
Lineage: Eukaryota; Metazoa; Chordata; Mammalia; Chiroptera; Phyllostomidae
Gene: JADE2
Product: jade family PHD finger 2
Exons: 13
Coding region: 500-2980 (826 amino acids)
Biological process (GO): regulation of transcription by RNA polymerase II
Cellular component (GO): histone acetyltransferase complex
Source: RefSeq, a predicted model, not a curated record